Loxodonta africana (African savanna elephant) is the source of this 1655-nucleotide messenger RNA. RefSeq names its product cilia and flagella associated protein 126 (gene CFAP126). The record is from RefSeq and is a predicted model, not a curated record. Lineage: Eukaryota; Metazoa; Chordata; Mammalia; Proboscidea; Elephantidae. Gene Ontology annotation, biological process: cilium organization. The transcript is spliced from 4 exons. The coding region runs from base 1 to 660 and encodes 219 amino acids. Gene Ontology annotation, cellular component: ciliary basal body.
AUGGCCACUAACUACAGUGCCAACCAGUUCGAGCCCCUCAGAGCCUUCCUCCCUCUUCACAAGCACUAUCCUCCUGCAUCUCUACCGCAGAGCAUCUCUUCCCAUGAAGGCUACACUCAGAUUAUCGCCAAUGAUCGUGGUCACCUGUUGCCUUCAGUGCCCCGCUCCAAGGCAAGUCCUUGGGGUUCUUUCAUGGGCACCUGGCAAAUGCCUCUGAAGAUACCCCCUGCUCGGGUGACUCUGACCUCCCGUACAAUUGCUGGUGCUGCCUCCCUCACCAAAUGGAUACAGAAAAAUCCUGAUUUGCUCAAGGCCUCCAAUGGACUACGUCCUGAAAUCUUAGGCAAGCCCCAUGAUCCAGAAAGUCAGAAGAAACUCAGGAAGAAGACUAUCACAAAGACUGUACAACAAGCAGCAAGUACAACCAUAAUCCCAAACUCCCCAGCCACAAGCUGCAACUGCCCUGAUCAACUGCAAAGCCCACAUCCCUCGGCAGGUCACACUCCAGCUCUCCAAAGCCCACCCAACUCUCCUGAGACCCCACCUGGAAGCCCAUGUACGCUAGAACACUGGGAAGGUUCCGAGGUCCCAGGAGGCAAACCUAGAACUCCUGAAGGGACUAAGGGCCACACUGAGAAAACCUGUCUAGAGACUAAGUAAGCAAGGUCCCAAUCAAGACUGUGAAACAGGAAAAUUAUGGACUGGGAGAAAAGGCAAAUUUGGAAAAUAAACAUUGUUUGCUGAAUCUUCUACUGAUUUGGAUUUUCUCAUCCUGCUAUGGCUGCCUCUUAUAACUGCCCAUAACUAAGAGAAGGAAGGCUGGGGAAAAGACAGUAGGGGAAAGCACAGCAAUGGUUUGGGAUUUCACAAGGAUUGGGUCAGUUAUAGUCCAAAAAUGAUCAAAAAGAAGUUGAUCUGAAUCAUAGCAAAAGGGUAGAACCUCAAAGAAAUAACCACUCCCCGCCCCCCGCCACCCCUCCUUCAUCCUGGGCUUGAGCUCCAACUUUGAAAAUGAAAGGUUCCCAUUUUCUAGGCUACCUGUCCCAAUCUCAGUGAAGGGAAGUGACCUUGGAGAGAAGGAGAGCAUGCAUAACUACAACUUCAAAGUCAGCAGUGUAACUGUUUAGUACAGUUUGUGUAUGAGUGUUUGGAGAAGGUGGGGGAGAAAAGGUGGGGGAAAGCCGAAGUAGAAGACACUAUCCUGUCUAAGAAGACUUCAUAACUAAUUGAUGUCAGAAUGCAUAAGGAAAACAAAUUGAAAAGAGCUACAAAAGCAUAACUCAAGUACAAAUACAGUUUGCAAACUGAAGAUACAGAAGUGACAGGAGGACAGCAAAGUAAAACAAAGGGAGAUGGCACAUAGGAAUUUAGGACAGAAUAACAAACAUGGUGACUGCUCUGCCACCCCCUUCCACUACCAAUCACCUGACUGUAAGAAGCUACCAAAAAGGUCAAGAUGUCCCCUACCCAUUUCUCAGCCUCUGACAUCUCUUUAUCAUUGACCCCAUUCUGCAUCUGUUAAAUUGAAUGCCCUUGGCAAACCUUUCCCGGUCCUAGUACCCAAGUGUUCUCUCAUGAAUACUUGUCCCUCACUCCGAGGUCAAAAGGUACAGACAAGUGCUGGUUGAAGCUUGAUCAGAGCUAUGAAGAUUUCC